AUUCUGGAACUGCAGAGUGAUUGUGCUCAUGAAGAUUUGAAGUGCUCUCCUUUUAAAAAAGAUUAUUUCAAUAAUUAGAGUUGUUGAAUGAUGAGAAAUAGACAAAAAUUCUCUUCAAAAAUUCUUUCCCAGACCAAAAGCUGCUUAUCGUCAGGUAUGCGGAACCCCAGUAUUUCAGAUGUCACACUUGAUCUCCACUUCCUGCUCCCCAGGGACUGAGAAAGGGGAGAUGUGGCAGAGGAAUCAGAUCUCUCCGGCAGACUUCAUCCUUGAAGGUUUCUUUGGUGACUCCCUCACCCACCGUCUUCCUUUCUCCUUGACCAUGGUGGUCUUCCUUGUGGCGGUGAGUGGCAACACCCUCACCAUUCUCCUCAUCUGUGCCGAUCCCCGGCUUCAUACACCCAUGUACCGCCUACUCAGCCAGCUCUCCCUCAUGGAUCUGAUGCAUGUCUCCACAACCAUCCCCAAGGUGGCUACCAACUACCUAUCUGGCAAGAAGUCCAUCUCCUUUGUGGGCUGUGCGACGCAGCACUUCCUCUAUUUGUCUCUGGGUGGUGCCGAGUGUCUUCUGCUAGCUCUCAUGUCCUAUGACCGCUAUGUUGCCAUCUGCCAUCCACUGCGUUACACCGUUCUCAUGAACAGAGAGGUGGGACUGAUGAUGGCUCUCAUGUCAUGGUUGGGAGCAUCCAUAAACUCCCUAAUUCACAUGGCAAUUUUGAUGCAUUUCCCUUUUUGUGGGCCUCGAAAAAUCCACCACUUCUACUGUGAGUUUCCAGCUGUUAUGAAGUUGGUAUGUGGAGACAUCACCAUUUAUGAGAACACAGUGUACAUCAGCAGCGUCUUGCUUCUCCUCUUCCCAAUCUUCCUGGUUUCCACAUCCUGUGUCUUCAUCCUCCACAGUGUCAUUCAGCUGCGCUCAGCUGGCAGUAAGAGAAAUGCCUUUGCCACUUGUAGCUCUCACCUCACUGUGGUUUCCCUGUGGUUUGGUGCCUGCAUCUUCUCAUAUCUGAGGCCCAGGUCCCAGCACACUCCAUUGCAAGACAAAGUUGGUUCUGUGUUCAAUAGCAUCAUUACUCCCACACUGAAUCCUUUGAUUUAUACUCUCAGGAAUAAGGACAUAGCUAAGGCUCUGAGGAGAGUGCUGGGGAGAGAGAUUAUUACUCCAAGAGUGCAACUGCAGUUGCCUGGCAUCUAAGAGUGGGAUGGAAUAAGCUCCUUAAACUGAUCAGGGUAAACCUCUCAGAUUUUUCAAGGCCCAGAUCCCUGAUGACUACUGCAGAAUGAAGCGGCUGACACACAAUUCCAGUAUUCUAAGUUGGUCUCAGGCCCCUAAGCACCACAGGGUACUAUCUUAGUCUAUAACAAAACACCAUGGCCUGGACGUCUUAAACAACAAACACCUAUUUCUCAUAGUUCUAGAGGCUGAGAAGUCCAAGAUGAAGCCUGGAAAGUGCUAGGCAUUCUCUUACUUCCUUUUAAUCUCUUUUUAAAUGUAACCUCGGCAAAAUGUGAUUCCCCAAGUACCCUAUCUAGAGCAGCACUCUUCAUUCUCUGUCCCCAGCUUCUACUUUGCCUGAUGUUGCAUGAUAUUCUACUAUGCUGCAUCAUAUUUAUUGUCUGUUUUACUAGAAUGUAAGCUCCAUGAAGACAAGGACUUUACUUUGUUUAUGAUUAUUUCACCAGAGCCAAGAAAAGAGCCUGGUAUGAAAUGAGUGCUCAGUGACUAUUUGUUUCAUGGAUUAAUAAAUAAAAGGGACCUAGCUUAUUUUACUAUUCCACAUGACAUUAGUGAUAUGUGACUCAGGAACGGGAAGAGAUUAUAAAAGUGAAUUAAUACAAUGGAAGGCUUGGUAAGACUCAUUUGUCUCAUAGCCAGAUAUUAAUCUAUGCAAAUGCAGAGGCCUGACAUCUCCGUGAACUUUUCUGGGGUCUAUGUGUCUGGGGAUGGCAAAGUAAGGGACAAAUUUCUAUAUCUUGUUUUCUAUACUAGUUAAAAAAAGAGUCAUGAAGCUCAGGGACCAUCUUCAGAAGAAUACCCUUAGGGUUUGAGAGCAAAGUUAUGUCCUCUUUGACAAAGCAACUAUUUUCCCUUUGAGAAAUAGCUUUUGGGCAUUCUAUAAUAAGGUGAGCUGCCUGUCAUGAGUUGGGUGUCAUCUUAUCCAUCUAGCUCUAAGGUUGGAUUUGCCCUAUAAGUAGGGUUAAUUUGCACAGAAACUGUGCCUGUGUUGUUUCUGAAGGCACAAGGGUGUUGCAUAAACACCUACCACAUAAUCUCAGUUAGAGAGAGGUGGUGGUCCUCUGCUAAUUCUCCCUCUCUCUACACACAACUAUGUGCUUGUCAGGAAUGCUAUAAGAUUAUUUGAGAAUUAAACUAUCUGAGCCAAGUUUAUGAAUGGUUAUUUAUGUAAUACUAGCAUCUGCCAAUAGUAAAUAAUAUAGUGCUGUUAGGGCUCCCCUUGAGAAGAGAUUUAACCCUAUAUUAUUUUAAUUGUUCUUUAUAUAUUCUAGAUAGUAACCCCUUAUCAGAUAAAUGGCUUACAAAUGUUUCCUGUAAUUCCAUAGGUUGCCUAUUCACUCUGUUGUGUAUUUUGAUGAGCACAAGUAUAAGUUAUUUUUUGAUGCAUCUAUUUUUACUUUUGUUGCCUCCACUUUUUGUGUCAUAUCCAAUAAAUCAUUAGUAAAUCCAAUGUCAUGGAGCACCCCUUAUGUUUUCUUCUAAGAGUUAUGUACAGUAGACAGCUUGGUAAGACUUAGCUUUAGCUUGAUAAGACACAGUUUUAGCUCUUACAUUUUGGUUUUUGAUACAUUUUUGGGUUAAAUUUUGUAUAUAGUAUAAGGUAAGAGUUCAAUUUCAUUCCAUUUACAAUAGCAACAAAAAAGAGUAAAAUACUUGGGAACUAACUUAUCCAUGGAAGUGAAAGCUUUGUACACUGAAAACUAUAAAACACUGCUGAAAGAAAUUAAAGAGAUAGAUAAAUGAAAAGAUAUACUGUGCUCAUGGAUGAGAAGACUAAAUAUUGUUAAGACAUCCAUACUACCCAAAGUGACCUACAGAGUCAAUACAAACCUUAUCAAAAUACCAAUGGUAUUUUUUUCAGAAAUAGAAAAACCUAUCCUAAAAUUCAUAUGGAAUCAAAGGACCCCAAAGAGCCAAAACAAUCCUGAAAGUGAAUAAAAUGGCAGAACUCACAAUAUCUGAUUUCAAAACUUCCCACAAAAUUACAGUAAUUAAAACAGUGUGGUACUGGCAUAAAGACAGAUACAUGGACCAAUGGAACAGAACAGAGAUCCCAGAAAUAAACCUUCACAUAUGUGGUCAAGUGAUUUUCAACCAGGAUGUCAAGACCAUUCAAUGGAGAAAGUGUAGGUGCUGGGAAAACUGGAUAUCCACAUGCCAGAGAAUGAAAUUGGAUCAUUAUCUUACACCAUAUACAAAAUUUAACUGAAAAUGUAUCAAAAACCUAAAUGUAAGAGCCAAACCCUUUUGAAGAAAAUGGGAAGAGCUUAAUGACACUGGAUUUGCCAGUGAUUUCUUGGAUAUGACACAAAAAGCACAGGCAAAAAAAUUAAAAGUAGAUAAAUUCAACUACAUCAAAAUUUAAAACAUGUUCAACAAAGGACACACAGAGUGGAAAGGCAAAAUGGAAUGAGAGAAAAAAAUUUGUAAACCACACAUCUGAUAAGGUGUUAAUAUCCAGAAUAUAUAAUGAGUGACUACAACUCAACGGCAACAAAACAUCAUGAUUGAAAAAUAGGCAAAGGACUUGAAUAGACAUUUCUCCAAACAAGUUAUACAGAUGGCCAGUAAGCGCAUGAAAAGAUGCUCAACAUCACUGAACAUAGGCGAUAUGAUUAGUAAAAAUCAGCUCAAAUUAGAUUAAAGAAUUGAAAGUAAGAUUUGAAACCAUAAAACUUUGAGAAAAAAACAUAAAUGGGUAAGCUUCUUAACAUUGGUCUUGGCAAUGAUUUUUUGGAUUUGAUACCAAGAGCAAAGGCAACAAAGGCAAAAAUAAGUGGGACUACAUCAAACUAUAAAUCUUCUACACAGCAAAGAAAACCGUCAACAAAAUGAAAAGGCAACAUACUGAAUGGGUGAAAAUAGUUGCAAAUCAUAUAUCUGAUAAGGCGUUUAUAUCCAAAACAUGUAAGGAACUCAUACAACUCAAUAGCAGAAACAAACAAUAGGAUUAAAAAAUGGGCAGAGGAACUGAAUAGAUGUUUUUCCAAAGAAGAGAUACAAAUGGCAGACAUGUACCUAAAAAGAUUCUCAGUAUCACUAAGCCUCAGGGAAAUGCAAAGCCAAACCACAAUGAAAAGACAAGAGGUAGGUGUUGAUGAAGAUGUGGAAAAAUAGGAACACUUUUGCACUGUUGUUACUGGAAUGUAAAUUGUACAGCUACUAUUGAAAAUAUUGAAAAUAGUAUAGAGUUCCCUGAAACAAAAAUAAACUACAAUAUGAUCCAGCAGUUUCAUUUCUGAGUACAAAUCCAAAGAAAGCAAAAUCACUAUCUCAAAAUUAUACCUGUACCCCAUGUUCAUUGCAGCAUUAUUUAUAAUAGUCAACGCAUGCAAACAACCUAGGUGUCCAUCUACAGAUGAAUGAAUAAAGAAAAUGUGGUAUAGAUACACAAUGGAAUAUUAUUCAGCCAUAAAAAGGGAAAUCCUGCUGUUCUGACAACAUGAAUGGACCUUGAAGGCAUUAUGCUAAGUGAAAUGUCAGAGAAAGAAAUACUAUAUGAUCUCACUUAUGUGUAGAAUUUGCACAAUCAAACUCACAAACACUGAGAACAGACUGGCGGCUUCCAGAGGUGAGGCUGGGGCUAUGGGGAGAAAUGGGUGAAGGUGGUCAAAAGAUAAAAACUUCUAGUUGUAAGAUAAUUAAGUCCUGGGGAUCUAAUGUAUAUCACAGUGACUAUAGUUAACAAUACUGUAUUGCAUAUAUGAAAGUUUCUGAGAGAUUAGAUCUUAAAAGUCCUUACAAGAAAAAAAAUUGUAACUAUGUAAAGGUAUGGAUGUUAACUAAACUUCUUGUGGUAAUCAUUUUGCAAUAUAUACAUUUAUUGGUAUACCUUGGAAUAACACCAUGGUGUAUGUCAAUUAUGUCUCAAUGAAACAGGAGAAAAUCUCACCCUUUAAAACAAAUAAAAACAAUGAAAUGCUGA
Molecule: messenger RNA, 5162 nt
Organism: Manis pentadactyla (Chinese pangolin)
Lineage: Eukaryota; Metazoa; Chordata; Mammalia; Pholidota; Manidae
Product: olfactory receptor 2AE1
Biological process (GO): G protein-coupled receptor signaling pathway
Cellular component (GO): membrane
Molecular function (GO): G protein-coupled receptor activity; olfactory receptor activity
Source: RefSeq, a predicted model, not a curated record